Messenger RNA from Cervus elaphus (red deer), 1730 nucleotides. Its product is annotated as follitropin subunit beta. NCBI's taxonomy places the organism in Eukaryota, Metazoa, Chordata, Mammalia, Artiodactyla, Cervidae. Gene Ontology annotation, cellular component: cytoplasm; extracellular region. The record is from RefSeq and is a predicted model, not a curated record. Bases 62 to 451 code for a protein of 129 amino acids. Gene Ontology annotation, molecular function: hormone activity. Gene Ontology annotation, biological process: G protein-coupled receptor signaling pathway. The transcript is spliced from 3 exons.
UUCCCCAGACAAGGCAGCUGUCUACAGAAGCCUCCGCAUCCACAGUUAUCAAGUGCCCAGGAUGAAGUCCAUCCAGUUCUGCUUCCUUUUCUGUUGCUGGAGAGCAAUCUGCUGCAGAAGCUGCGAGCUGACCAACAUCACCAUCACGGUGGAGAAAGAGGAAUGCAGCUUCUGCAUAAGCAUCAACACCACGUGGUGUGCGGGCUACUGCUACACCCGGGACUUGGUGUACAGGGACCCAGCGAGGCCCAACAUCCAGAAGACAUGUGCCUUCAAGGAGCUGGUCUACGAGACGGUGAGAGUGCCCGGCUGCGCUCACCGCGCAGACUCCCUGCACACGUACCCGGUGGCCACCGCGUGUCACUGCGGCAAGUGUGACAGCGGCAGCACCGACUGCACCGUGCGGGGCCUGGGGCCCAGCUACUGCUCCUUCAGCGACGUCAGAGAGUAAGGGGCGGCGGCGCUCUGAGCUGCCCACCCUCACAGGCCCAGGCAUCCAAGAUGUCUGCGUGCACACGGGCCCGGGCUGCAAACCACCGCGGGAGACCCUGCUCAUCUCUGCUCUCCCGAGAGGGGGCGCUCCAGGACUGGAGACGACUGGGGCCUGUCGCCACUCAGACCUGUAUUCUACAUCUGGUUCCAAGAGUCUUAUUCACGCUCACUUAACUUACAGACAUGAGGGUGCUUUCCCGUUUAAUAGUCUUAGAAAUCCUCUCAGGCAAUCCCUUCCUCUUAAAGAUAGGGAUACGGUCCCAGAGGAAGGAAAUCAGCUAAAAGUAGGUGAAAGUCCUAAAUGCAGCAUUCUCCUGCCAGACUCAAGAGCCCUCAAGAGCAGGGCCAACCUCUUCUUCAUGAUUGUAGCCUCAAUGCCUAGCACUCCACAUAGAAUUUAGUAAGAAACUCAAUAAUGGCUUCCUUAAAGAAAGUAAGAUCAUAAAGUUAGGGAUAGGAGAACACUGAGAGAAGAUGUUAGAGGCUAUCUGAUGAGGCUGCGCUCCACGGAAGGAGGGGCGUCAGCUUCAGCUCUGUCUCACCUCUCCUCUGGCACAUGCAGGAUGGAGGCAGGAUAAAACUCUCUGAAUCAUUCAGGCAGGUGGCAGUUACCAAGCUCAGGAUUCCCAAGCUAUUACUGCCAAGUCCUCUAGUUAAGGGCAAAAGCAAGAAAUGUUAAUAUGUGCUUGUGGAAAUUAGCCGCAUCUAUUCCAUCAUUUAAAUAAAUGGAACAAAUGCUGUCAGGCUCCUGCAAAAUUCCCUUCGGGAAGUACACAGAACUAUAUCACCCUGCCCUUGAAUGUAGGAUCUACUCCUUUGGAAAGAGGUGGAUUUGAGAGCAGGUUUGAAAGCAAUUUUGACAACUUAAUGAGUACCUUUGUCUUAUCUUCAAAUACAUAUAUGUAAAGAAAAUGCUCUUUUAGAAAGAAUUAGCCAUAACAAAAAAACUCACUGCUGUUUCCUAAAGUCCUGAGUCAGUACUCUUUUUUGUCUAUCCAUGUUCUCCCAGAUUUGUUUCUUUCAAGAGGAUGAAUAUUGAGACUAUUUCACGAGUUGAUUUCGAGAUGUUACCUCUCAGUUAUGUACUUGUUUCAUACUCAUAUUAACUAAUUUAUUUAAAUCUUAUUUUUUUAAAUAAAGAUGCUAGCCACCAGAGUCAUAGGUUUGGAUUUUUUUUCACAUGUAACCAGAUGACUAAAAUGUCUGUAUGUUUACGACGUUAAUAAAAUAAAUCUUAC